AUGGCGCAACCUGGAAUCCAUGCAGCCCAAAGUCUACCAAAGUUCCUUCUUCCUCGAUUAAGCUGGCAGGGACCAGCAAGUUCGUCGUCAGUGCUGAGGAGCGCAACGGCCUUCCCAGUUCAACGGAGAUCAUGGCAACCGACUCAAUCUUCGGGCAUGCAUACACAGCGGCGCCCCUCUCCCCAAGCUCAGAGGACCAGAAAGAACUCGGCGAUUCUCCAAAGUCCUGCCCUCAGAAGGGCUUUCCAUGCUACAGCCCCACGAGCCCGAGACCACCACUUCGACACCUUGAAGUUCAUUCAAAGGCUUCAGGGUGAGGGAUUCACAGAAGAGCAGGCAGCGGCCAUGAUGAAAGUAUUGAACGAUGUGAUUGAGGAGAGCAUACAAAACCUUACCCGUACCAUGGUUCUCCGCGAAGAUGCCGCAAAGGCAACAUAUACACAGAAGGUUGAUUUUGCCAAGCUGCGGUCUGAGCUCCUCUCCGCCGACAGUACGGAAUCACACACUACGCGCGCUGCUCACGAGCGCUUAACAAACGACAUCACAAAGCUGAACAGCAGGUUGCGAGACGAGAUCGGAAGAACGCAGGCGUCAGUAAGACUCGACCUCAACCUAGAAAAGGGCCGGAUCCGGGAGGAAGCGGUCAGUCAAGAGCUGAAGAUUAAGGAGACGGAAACCAAGAUUGAGCAGGAGGUUGCUGCUCUGCGCGAGAAGCUGGAACAGGUCAAGUUCCAAACUCUACAGUGGCUCAUGGGUGUCUGCACUGGUUUCGCUGCACUACUUCUUGGUCUUUGGAGAUUGCUCAUGUAA
Molecule: messenger RNA, 810 nt
Organism: Pestalotiopsis fici W106-1
Lineage: Eukaryota; Fungi; Ascomycota; Sordariomycetes; Amphisphaeriales; Sporocadaceae
Exons: 2
Coding region: 1-810 (269 amino acids)
Cellular component (GO): mitochondrion
Source: RefSeq, a predicted model, not a curated record